AUGGACUCCCUCCUCGACAGGUUCCGCAGAGAGCAGGGAGGCCUCCGCCGGUCCCGCUCCGUGCGCGCCUCCCUGCGACUGAUCGGCCACCGCUGGCGCUCCAAGGACGAGGAGAGCGAUCUUCGCGGCGACCGACUCGUCGCCGCGCAAAUUUUCGCCGAUAAGGAUUGCAGUGUAGCGUACGCGGGCGUCGAAGGCACGUACCGCCCCAAGUCGCCGGUCAUGACCAAGCGAAAAAUUGAGCCGCUCAAGAUGAGGAAGAAGAGCGGCGACGUCGAAUUGGCGCUGAAGCCGCAGAGGCCCAAGAGAGUCGAAAAGAAAUUCAGCGAUCUGUUCUAUAAGAGACAAAAGAGCGCUUCGGCGAAGGAGUUAGUGGUGCCAGACAAAAUUCCACCGAAAGCGGCGGCACUACUUCACAUACAUUCGCCGAAUAAGGAAAAGAAGAAUGGAGCCGAAGCGGCCUCGUUCCCCGAAGGCAGGAGGCGACAGCGGCGCGGCUCGGAGAGUGACAUGUGCGUUCACCACCGCGGCUGCGUCAACCAGGCUUUCGUCUACAGCACUCCUCCUAAGGAUAGAAAAUUGCCCUUGUCGCCUUCGGCUUACCUGAAGCUGCAGUACGGUGCGCUAGUAGAAGGGUGUGCGGGGGAGCUCCCUUCUCUGAGCGCAUGCGCUCCCCCGGUCCCGCCUCUCGAUAAACGCCGGCACAAGGAAUCGCGCGCGCAAGACAAACUAACACAGAUUAAUAUACACCAACAGGCUCUGUUUGCGGCCGUCGAACAUGGUUACCUCGAUAAGGCCCGGAAUAUCUUGGACUCCACAGAUGUCGACGUCAAUAGUAUUAACGCGGACGGCCUGUCGCCCCUCGACGUCGCGGUGCUCACGGGCAACCGAACGCUUGCCAAUAUGCUCAUGGAGUUCGGUGCCAAAGAAGGAGGACAAUUCAAGACCGGCGAGGCAUUGUGCUCCCACCUGCGUGUGCUGUGCCGCGAGGCGGAAGUCCAAGUUCGAGAAGCGGGCGGAGCUUGUCCACCUGACAGACUACCGCCGCACGACGCCACCAGAUCGACGGCGAGCGGGCAGGCCGCCACGACGGGGUGCGCGGGCUCCAAUGCUUCAGAGAAGGACAAACAGCUUCAGUAUUGGGACAGGAGAUACAGGACACUCAAGCGGUUGCUGUCAGGGUGGAGUUCCCUUCGCAGUGCGGGAUCGCCGGUGUCGGCCGAGCUCGAAGUGUGCAGCGUGCACGCGGUCAGCGUGCGCAUUCCGGCCGCGCGUCAGAAUGCGCUCGCGCGGGACAAACUCAUUCUCACUAAGUACAAGGUGGAAUGGUCGUCGCGAGGUGAUUUCUCCAACGUGUGCGGUACUCGUGAAGUGAACGCGUGCACUUUGAAGAGUCCCGGAGGAGGCCGGAUCCUGAUAGCGGGGCUCACGCGAGGCCGACGGUACUUCUUCCGUGUGUCCGGCGGGAACUUGAAAGGUUGGGGGGAGGCCACUGUUUCGCUGCCCAGGAGCGUCGUGCCUAGCAGUUGGCGAGAUGUGUCGCACCGUGCUUCUCGAGGAGAAGCUGGCAAGGCGGCCGAACAGCUGGACGCCCUCGCAGUGGCCUGCGCGGGGGCGCGACGAGGCGGCGCAGGGGCCGGGGCCGCUCUGGCCGGAGGGGCGACGGGGCCGGGGGGAGCGGGUGGGGGCCGCGCGCGCAAGAAGACUAUCCGACAGCUAUUCACCGCCACUAAAUUUCACAAGAACUUACGGCGAGGCGUGUACCUGGCCUGCGUGGUGUAUCAUGACGAGCGCGUGCUGGUGACGGGCGAAGAGUUCCUGCCCGUGGUCGAGGUGGACGAGACGUAUCCCGCCUGCAUCUACGGCGACUUUCACUGGCUGAUGAAAGUGUCUUGCGGGUGGGAGAAUAUAAAAGGCCUGCGAACCGAAAUGGAGCGACACACCUCUUCAUCUGUACACUUCCGACUCAAACUUCUCGCGGCUGUCGCUCAAAUGCAGGCAGCGCUCUGCUUGCAGGACCUGGGUCAGGUAUACCACGCGCCACUGCGGGACACGGCCGGAACGGUGGUGAUCUCGUUGGUUUCGGCAGCGAAGUCGAGUAAGCUGUCCGCCCUUAACUCCCGUUGGACCGGUCUCCACAAACUACGCCGCCGCGGCCUCGGCGACGAUAACACCAUCGCCGAUCUGCUUCUCGCUUCCGUUCACGACCAAAUUCAAUACCACCAGGUGUCCCGCACACCGUUGCCGCGCGGCCUUUACGUGGGCUACCUCAAGCUGCAGUCUUCGGUGGAGGUGGUGCGGGUGGUAGUGCCGGCGGCCACGCCCAACGUGCCACCUCACGCUCGCAUCCGUGACAAUCCGCACGUUUCCGCAGAAGAAUGGCAAUAUCUUAAAUCCCAAUCUGGAAAAACCGAGGAGAACCAAUCCAACUGCGACGAGUCCGCGAGCACCGAAAGUCCCUCCGAAUCUCAGGAGAUGUUCCUCCGCCAGCUAUCUGCGGCCGCGCGUAAAUUGUUCGCCGACAUGGACAUAGACAUCGAAGACGUGCGAGCUCAUCGGCUCUACGACUCGGAGGUCAUCGAGCUGAGCGACGAAGUCAGCGUCAUCAUGCUCUGCCCGCCCGCCGACCGCGCCUGUUCCGUGCCCGGGCAGCGCGAAAUUCUUCUUCAGCGAGGGGACCUCCUUAGCCUGCCGGUGCAAGCCUUCGAGAUGAUCCAUCUGCAAACGUACCAUUCCGGCGUCCUGAAUAAAUACUCGAAACUCAGCUGUCUGUUAGAGCUGGACGUCGCUCUCGCGGCCCAUUCGCACAGGGAAGCCUUCUCCUGCACCGAACUGCAGACCGCCAAAGAAAGGUUGUCGAAGUUAGAAGAUUUGCAGAAUAACCUAAAUCUUGUGUGGAAGUCGGAGAGGUGGCUCAUGGAUCUCAUCGGAUUCGCCAGAGACAAGGACAAAUCGGGGCCCAGCAGCGGCGUUCUACUCUCGCACGUUCUGAAUAAAACUCCGGCGGACCGUUCGGACGAAUCUCGCGAAAGGGAUGUAAAUCUCAAGAUAGAUUUAUUGCAGAUUCCUCCGCGCGACGGAAAAAUCACUAAAACCUCUCCCGGCCGAGGGUCGUGGCCGGGGCCGUCCGGGAACGGACACGCCCACCUGCAUCCGGAACUGAGCAAGUCCGAACAACAGCUUAGUACGUCACCUCGACAAUCGUCCGCUUCCACGCUCGACCUCAGUUCGCAGUACUCAAGUGCAGAACGUAAAUUCGUGAGGAAAGGAAGCGGCGACUCGCAGUUCACCCGAUCCAGUGCGAUGAGCAACUGCACCGGUUCGCAAUACGAUAUCCAGUCGUCGGCGUCGAGCAUCAAUAGCCGCUUGCCGCCCUCACGCAGUGAAGACGCGCUCGUACCGAACGAGCCCCCGAACCCGGAGACGAGACCGCGCCCACGCAGCAUCAACGCCAGUCUGUCCACCACUUCUAGUCCCCUACUCACGGUCAGGAACCUGUACACGAGUAGUAUGAUAAGCGUGCGGACAGGAAACGAGUCCGUCCAGAGCCUGUCCAGCGAUUCGGAGUGCCAGAGCUGUCCGAAACUCCGAGUCUCGCCCUCCAAGAGCGCGAGCAGUGUGAAGUCGGACACCGAUUUCACGGACACAGAACAAGAAGUGAAAACUGUUAUUCGACAACCGAUCUCGCAGGAGACCCGAGAGGAGAAAAAAGAGGGCGCGGAGUCUACUUCGGAACGGCGCGGAUCCGACCAGCCUGGGAUAUUACAGGUGUUCGCGGCGUACGAAACGGGCCUAGCCGCGGGCACGUCGCUCAAGCUGCAAGUGACGGCUCGCACCACGGCCCGCGAAGUCAUCGACCUGGUCGUGAGGCAACUCAACAUGGCCGCGCUGCUUAAGGGCCGUCGCGGUCCCCUCUACCCGCCCCACCGGCUGCCCGACUUCUGUCUUGUGGCCGUUAUCGGCGCAAGGGAGCGGUGUCUUCGCGACGACUUCCGCCCGCUGCAGCUGCAGAACCCGUGGCGCAAGGGCCGUCUCUACGUGCGACUCAAACACGAUGUCCUUGCGGCCAUACAACACAGCACGAAGCGACCUGCCUACAUCUAA
Messenger RNA from Leptosia nina, 4104 nucleotides. Lineage: Eukaryota; Metazoa; Arthropoda; Insecta; Lepidoptera; Pieridae. The record is from the annotation of a GenBank genome assembly.